Molecule: messenger RNA, 306 nt
Organism: Hymenoscyphus albidus
Lineage: Eukaryota; Fungi; Ascomycota; Leotiomycetes; Helotiales; Helotiaceae
Source: the annotation of a GenBank genome assembly
AUGAGACUUAACUUCAUUCUCGCCCUAAGCAUCGCCUCGGCAGUGACAGCCCUUCCUCAGGGUACUAACCCACCGGAUAAGGAUGGGCACAUCACCCUAAGGACUAAACUCUUUUGCAACAACGGGACGGAGGGAGAUGGCGGCUGCGAAGCCAAUGGCCUAGCAACCUUCUGCUGUAUCGGAAAUCAGGCAUCAGGAGCAUUUAACACCAUGCGAUUGACCACCGUUAAGACCAAGAACAAAGCCGGAGAAGCUUUGUGUCAAGAAGCUCCAAACGGAAUCCAAGGCGUCAGAUUUUGUGCCUAG